AUGUCGUCGUCGGAGCCCGAUGCUGAGGGCGCCCUCGGCGGCUCCUCCCCGUCCGCCCGCGUGCUCGCCCGCGCCCUCGACAAGAUCAUCAAGCACUCGUCCUGGCGCCGGCACGCCGCGCUCGUCGCCGCGUCCAAGUCCGCGCUCGACCUCCUCUCCUCCUCCCCGGCUCCUGACGACGGGCCCGACACCUCCUCGCCCUCCCCCGUCCCCGGCCUCCCAGCGCCCGCCGCCGACGCCGCCCUCGCCGCACUUAUCCUCGCGCUUGACCCGGCGUCCCCGAAGGUGGCCGAGCCCGCGCUCGAGUGCGUCGCCGGCCUCCUCUCCCUCCGCCUUCUCCUCGGCGACGUCGACGCCGCCGACCCCUCCCCGGUCUCGAAUCUCUUCGCCGCGGUGCUCUCCUGCGUCUCGCUCGGUGGCGGCGGGGACGAAGCGCUCGAGCUCGCCGUGCUGCGCGUUCUCGUCGCUUUCGCGCGGUGCCCGGGCGUCUCCGUCAGCGGGGAGUGCCUGGGCCAGGUGGUCAAGGCGUGCUACAACGUCUACCUCGGGAGCGCCAGCGGCGGCAACCAGCUCUGUGCCAAACUGGCCCUCGCACAGGUGCUGGUCAUCGUGUUCACGCGCGUCGAGGCCGACGCCAUGGACGUCCGCGUGCGCACUGUCUCCGCUGCCGACAUGAUGGACCUCUCUGACCGCAGCCUCAACGACUCCAGCGUCGUACAGGCGGCUCAGUUUGGUACGCCUGAUAGCCCCGAAGAUCCAAUGCUAUUAAGGGGGAAGGUGUUGUCGCUGGAGCUGGUUAGGAUGGUCAUUGACAAUGCAGGGCCAUUCUGGAAGACGAAUGAAAAGUAUCUUGAAGCAGUUAAGCAGUACCUUUGUUUAUCCUUGUUGAAGAAUAGUGCCUUGUCUGCAAUGAGUGUCUUCCAGUUAUUGUGUUCCAUCUUUAUGAGUCUAAUAUCAAGGUUUAGAUCUGGUUUGAAAGAGGAAAUUGGAAUGUUUUUUCCUAUGCUUAUCUUAAGAGUUCUUGAAAAUGUUCUCCAGCCUAGCUUUUUGCAGAAGAUGACAGUUCUAAACUUUUUGGAGAAGAUAUCUAAAGAACCUCAGGUUGUUAUUGAUAUCUUUGUGAACUUUGAUUGUGAUGUUGAUGCACCAAAUAUUUUUGAAAGGAUUAUCAAUGGACUUCUAAAGACUGCUUUAGGUGUCCCUACUGGAUCUACAACAACAUUAACUGUUGCACAAGACCAAACAUUUAGGAUUGAGUCUGUCAAGUGCCUUGCUACUGUUGUUAAGUCGAUGGGUGCAUGGAUGGACCAACAACUGAGAAUUGGUGAAUUUUCACCAGGCAGUUCUGAAACUCUAAGUUCAGCUGAGAACCAUAAUAUUCAUAAUGGAGAAGAAGGGAGCGGAAUAGAUUAUGAACUGCAGCUUGACACUGGUAGUUCUGACAUAACUGACUCUUCCUCACUUGAGCAACGGCGUGCUUACAAGAUAGAGCUUCAGAAAGGAAUUACCUUGUUCAACAAAAAACCUUCCAAAGGUAUUGAUUUUCUCAUUCGGAGCAAGAAAAUAGGCAAUUCUCCAGAAGAUGUGGCUUCUUUCUUGAGAAAUACUGCUGGAUUAAAUGCAACAAUGAUAGGCGACUAUUUGGGUGAGAGGGAUGACUUUCCCCUCAAAGUAAUGCAUGCUUAUGUGGACGCUUUAAACUUCGAAGGCAUGGACUUUGGUCAAGCAAUUAGGUUCUUCUUGCAAGGUUUCAGGUUACCAGGAGAAGCUCAAAAAAUUGACCGGAUCAUGGAAAAGUUUGCUCAAUGCUACUGUAAAUGCAAUCCAAAUGCUUUUACUAGUGCAGAUACAGCAUAUGUUCUUGCUUAUUCUGUGAUCUUGCUAAACACUGAUGCUCAUAAUCCGACGGUGAAGAACAAGAUGUCUAAGGCAGAUUUUAUGCGCAACAAUCGAGGAAUAGAUGAUGGGAAGGAUUUGCCAGAAGAUUAUUUGAGUACACUGUAUGACCAGAUUGUCAACAAUGAAAUCAAAAUGACUGUUGAUUCUUCAGUUGCACAAACCAAGCAAUCCAAUAGUGUAGGCAGGCUUCUAGGCUUGGACAAUAUUAUCAACUUUGUCAAUUGGAGAUCAGCAGAAGACAAGGCAGUAGGAGCAAAUGACUUGCUCAUUAAGCACAUACAGGAAAAAUUCAAAGCAAAACGUGGGAAAUCAGAGUCCACGUUUUAUGUUGUUGCUGAUGCAACCAUUUUAAGAUUCAUGAUGGAGUCCUGUUGGGCACCUAUGAUGGCUGCAUUCAGUGUGCUCCUUGAUCAGUGUGAUGAUAAGGCUGCUACAUCACAGUGUUUGAAGGGAUUAAGAUUUUCUGUGCACAUCACUUCUGUUAUGUGCAUGCAGACACAGAGGGAUGCUUUCUUAACAUCCAUAGCCAAAUUCACAUCUCUCCAUUCUGCUGCAGACAUGAAGCAAAAAAAUAUUGAUUCUAUGAAGGCUAUAAUAUCUAUCGCAAUCGAAGAUGGCAAUUACUUGCAGGAAGCUUGGGAACAUGUAUUAACUUGUUUAUCACGGUUUGAGCAUUUACAUCUGCUUGGAGAAGGGGUUCCCACUGAUGCAUCCUUUCUGACAGUACCUCUGAUUGAGUCAGAAGAAAAAACUAAGAAGUCUACUUCUGUCCUAUCUUCUAAGAAGACUAAUGCUCUUCAGAAUCCCGCUGUGAUGGCUGCCGUUAGAGGGGGUACUUAUGAUAGCACAGUGGCAAAAGGCAGUGCGUCAGCACUGGUCACUCCUGAACAGAUCAAUAAUUUCCUAUCAAGCAUUAAUUUAUUGGAUCAGAUUGGCAUUGUUGAGUUAAACCAUAUCUUUGCCCAUAGCCAAAGAUUAAACAGUGAUGCUAUUGUUGCUUUUGUGAAAGCUCUUUGCAAGGUCUCAAUGACUGAGCUGCAGUCUCCAACAGAUCCUCGUAUAUUCUGCCUUACUAAAAUAGUAGAGAUUGCGCAUUACAAUAUGAAUCGCAUACGUCUGAGGAGCAAUGCUCCAGAAGUACGAGAGCUGAUUGUUAGGUGCGUCUCACAGAUGGUUCUGAGUCGGGUUAAUAACAUAAAGUCUGGGUGGAAGGGUGUUUUUAUGGUUUUUACUUCUGCCGCAGCUGAUGAUACAAGAAGUACCGUCCUAUUGGCAUUUGAGACGGUGGAAAAAAUUGUUCGAGAUUAUUUUCAUCACAUAACUGAAACAGAGACAACAACAUUUACUGAUUGUGUUACUUGUCUUAUUGCAUUUACAAGUAGUCAGUUUAACAGCGAUGCCAAUCUCAAUGCUAUUGCAUUUCUGCGAUUCUGUGCUGUUAAACUUGCUGAGGAAGGAUUUGCUUGUCAAGAUAGGGCUUUUGAACAACCCAGAAAUUCAGCCAUGGUGUGUGGUGGAAAUGCCACUGUGCAAAAAGAUGGUCAUAUUUCCCUCUGGGUGCCUCUCCUUGCAGGUUUAGCUAAAUUGACAACUGAUCCAAGACUGACUAUCAAGAAAGAACUUGGUAGAACAGCAUCCAUUGUUACAUUUUUUAUCAGAAGCCCCUACAAACAUUGUGCUACUAUUGGUGUAUCUGCAAUUAUGCGUUUAGCAGAGGGGGUUGGUAACAAACUUUCCAAGGAGGAAUGGAAAGAGAUAUUGAUCUUAUUUAGAGAAUCAGUGACGCACACCUUCAUCAUGUUCUCUAAAAUUGUAAGGAUGAUGCAAGAUAUUGAUAUCCCAGAUAGAAUUGAUUCUUAUUCAGAAACCGAGCAAUAUUUGGAUCACGAGAUGUAUGGUAAUGAUGAAGAGGAAGCGAAUAUGGAGACAACUUCUUAUGCUAUUGUCAAACUGAAGAAUCAUAUGGCCCUACUGCUCAUGGUGAUACAGAACAUUAUUAAAUUAUAUGAGGAGCAUAGCAAAUAUCUUCAUGCCGAGCAUAUUAGUAUUCUUUUGGAAAUGAUGUCAGCUAUUGCGACACAUUCAAGUGAAGUGAGCUCUGAAUCAUCCUUGCAGAUGAAAUUUCAUAAAGCAUGUUCCCUUUUGGAGGUAUCUGAGCCAGCAAUUGUUCAUUUUGAGAACGAAUCCUACCAGAGUUACCUCAAACUUCUUCAAGCUCUGCAACAUGACUAUCCAUCCUUGUCAGAAGAAAUGAACAUAGAGUCUCAAGUGCUUGAUACCUGUGAGCAAAUAUUGCGAACAUAUCUGAAGUGCACUGGACACAAACCAUAUGAUGAAACAUCUCAAAGAAAUCCAUCUUUACAUUGUGCAGUGCCGCUGAGCGCUGCUAAGAAAGAGGAAUUGGCUGCUAGGACUCCUCUGGUCCUUCAAGUGAUGAAAUUGCUGGGUAAUCUGGAGAGGGAUUCUUUUAGCAGAAUAUUACCCUGCUUUUUCCCAUUGUUGGUUGAUCUGAUCCGCUGUGAACAUAGCUCUGGAGAAGUUCAACACGCACUGUACAAUAUCUUCCAAUCAGCCAUUCUCCCCAUGAUACGAGUUGAAUAG
This is a messenger RNA of Miscanthus lutarioriparius, 4500 nucleotides long. Lineage: Eukaryota; Viridiplantae; Streptophyta; Magnoliopsida; Poales; Poaceae. The record is from the annotation of a GenBank genome assembly.